Heterocephalus glaber (naked mole-rat) is the source of this 450-nucleotide messenger RNA. It is a transcript of the gene Tal2, whose product is annotated as TAL bHLH transcription factor 2. NCBI's taxonomy places the organism in Eukaryota, Metazoa, Chordata, Mammalia, Rodentia, Bathyergidae. Gene Ontology annotation, biological process: regulation of transcription by RNA polymerase II. The record is from RefSeq and is a predicted model, not a curated record. Gene Ontology annotation, molecular function: protein dimerization activity; RNA polymerase II cis-regulatory region sequence-specific DNA binding; DNA-binding transcription factor activity, RNA polymerase II-specific.
CCGGCGAGGACGCACACGGCCGGCGACCGCGACGGCGACGGCGCGGGCUCCUGGCUUCUGGCUCCUGGCGAGGAGAAACUCAGACAUGACCAGGAAGAUCUUCACGAACACCAGGGAGCGGUGGAGGCAGCACAACGUCAACAGUGCCUUUGCCAAGCUGAGGGAGCUCAUCCCCACUCACCCUCCAGACAAAAAGCUGAGCAAGAAUGAAACGCUUCGCCUGGCAAUGAGGUAUAUCAACUUCUUGGUCAAGAUCUUGGGGGAGCAAAGCCUGCAGCAAACGGGCGUGGCUGCUCAGGGAAACAUUCUGGGGCUCUUCCCCCAAGGACCUCACCUGCCAGGCCUGGAGAGUGCCACAGUACUCAAUGACUACCGGGUCUCUUCACCAGGCCCAAGCCACCACCUUCCGUAGUAUGGCUCUGGCAGUCCUCCCCCCGGACAGCACUUGUU